AUGGAGUCUUCUCCUAUUCCAAGGUCGACGCCGGAUCUGGUCAUGCCGCCUGAUAACAUCGAAGGGUCAGGCGGUAGACCUGCUAGCCCAGGCACAGGAGCUGGUCCAGGGGAUGAAGCUCAAGACGGCACUCCUGUAGCUGGACCGUCAACUCCUCCGCCGGCUGCGCCAGUACCCAAGCGACCAGCCAGGAGAGCUCCGAGGCCUAAAGCCGAGCAUUCUACAGCUUAUACAACUGCCUGGGUUCCUGGAUUGUUCAAUAUCAAGAAUCCUGCUGGAGACUAUCUUCAACGCGAGUCCAACGUCGACGUCUUUAGACAAGUGAGCGUGGCUAGGGCCAGAAGGGAGAAGGAGGAACUUGAGACAGAACGCCAGAAGGUGGCAGAAGGAGAGUCAGCAGAGCAACAGGAAGAGGACAAGCCAGAGGAGACAAAUCCUCUGACCAAUAUCCUUGUCAUUCAUCCUGGCUCUCGAAAUCUGAGGAUAGGCCGAGCCUCCGACUUUUAUCCACACGAAAUACCGAAUUGCAUCGCUAGGCCUAGUUCCGCGGUGAAUAGAGGGCGAGAUCCUCCUGUACUGGGCAGCAGAGCAAAACGCAUAGCUCAGGAGCAUCUAGAGAAGAGGGAUCCGAAAAAGAAGAAAGAAGUGAAUGGAGCUGCAAACGGCGGGGACGAUGCAGAGGGUAAUUGGGUCGAUCCGGUCGAUCAAGGUAUUGGUUAUGCCAGAGACUAUCUUAGAGAAAAGCUUCGAGCCAAUCGACUGCAAACCGAUUGGCGAGAAGGCUCCCGAGUCAAAGCUGCCAACAACAGGGUAAAACCGGAACCAAUACCGGAGCACAACGAUCCGUAUAGGAUAGAAUGGACAGAGACGGAGAGCAAGAAUUACUUUAUAGGAGAAGAGGCUCUUCGAUUACCACCAGACUCUGGAUUCAAAGUUCGGUAUCCGAUCCUUCGACGAGGUCUGAACAGGCGGGAUUGGACAAAUCAUCAGUUGCUCCUCGAUGACAUAGGGACGAUCAUCGAGGAUGCACUUCGUAAAGAGAUGAAUAUCACUCCAAAGGAUUAUCAUAAAUUCUCCGUUGUCUUCAUCGUUCCAGAUCAUGGUGAUCGUUUCUAUGUACAGGAAAUGACAGCGCUUUUCCUCGGCGUCAUGGGCUUCAAAGAGAUUGCCGUGCAUCAGGAAGCGUACGCCGCCAUCUUUGCGGCCGGAAUGUCUACAGCCUGUGUUGUCGAUAUUGGCGCAGAGGUCACUUCGGUUACAUGCGUCGAUGAGGGUAAUUUGAUUUCGGAUACGAGGGUCAACCUCGCUUAUGGAGGUGACGACAUUACAUCUGCCCUUGUCAACCUCUUGCAGAGGUCAUCGUUCCCAUACCGAGACCUCGAUCUGGGACGACCACAAGAAUGGCGAAUGAUGGAUAACCUGAAAAUGAAGAUCUGCACGUUGGAGGAGCAUCUCGUCGCCAAUACACCUUGGGACUUCUACGUCCUGAAACCGCAGGGAAUGACGGAUAAGUACGUGUUCAGGACCUACGACGAAAACAUUUUGGCGCCUUUGUGCUUCUUCGACACUCGUAUGAUCGAUUUCGAAGAAAAAGAAGACAACGGUUUACUCCAGCCAUGGAUCAGACCCGCCUUGGUCGACGACGAGCUACUCUCAUCCUAUGGCGAACCUACCGGAGCGAUGAGAUCCUGUACCAAUCACUUGAGACCGGCCCCACCGACGGUCGCAGAGGUAUUGGCCGUCGCCAACGGGAGCCCAGAGAGAUCCGACGUGACACCCGCCAAUGGAUCUCCUGUGAAACCAAGCGGAUCUCAAGAUGCUGACCCCGUUGUCAAAGGAUCCGACACACCGAGCGUCCAGGUGGAGACGAAUGGUAUUGCAACAGCAACACAGGAGGGGACAGAAUCUGAGGUACUUCAGCAAGAGUCUGAGGAGCCUUUGAUCGAAUACAACAUCGUCGAGGAGGCUUCAAAGGUGCCACUUGAUGCUGCUCUUGCCGCGUCGAUCGCCCUGGCGGGUGCAACGGAGAAUAAGAUCAAGGCGGCUGCCGCCUCCAUACUCUUGAUAGGCGGCUCGUCAGCUCUAAAAGGUCUUGGAGCAUUCAUUGCUGAUCGUUUGCCAUCGCUGUUGCGAGCUCGACAUCUCCCGAUUCAAGACGUGUCGAUCGUGCCUCCGCCAAGAGGCUUGAACCCACGCUUUGUCUCCUGGAAGGGUGCCUGUGUCAUGUGUAACCUUGAGUCAUUGAGCGAUAUGUGGGUCCGGAGAGACGAGUGGGAGGCAAUUCAAGCUAGAGCUCUCAAGGAUAGAUACUUGUUCUUGUAG
Molecule: messenger RNA, 2322 nt
Organism: Kockovaella imperatae
Lineage: Eukaryota; Fungi; Basidiomycota; Tremellomycetes; Tremellales; Cuniculitremaceae
Exons: 14
Coding region: 1-2322 (773 amino acids)
Biological process (GO): regulation of DNA-templated transcription; double-strand break repair
Cellular component (GO): Ino80 complex
Source: RefSeq, a predicted model, not a curated record